AUGGCUCGUCGUCGAAAUGAAGACGCUGACAGUUCGCGCAGUAAGUCGCAAACACCCGAGACAGCUCCAAACGCAAUAGAAGACAAGCUCACACUCGAGACCCACCAGGUCCGCAAUAUCGCCCUCGGGACGAUCCUAGUAGUGACCUUCUAUAUCCUACUGCAAUCGCUCAAUGUCGGACCGCACCAACUCGAAAGGACAACUCGGCAGUCGCUGCAGGCUAUCAGCCACCUGACGCCCGAGUCGUUGUGGAAGAGCCAUGGCUCGAAGAUCGUCAAGGUGACCUCGGUGUUUGGGCAGGACAAUGAGUUGUACGAGGGCGCGUUGCGAAGUCAUAAAGAGCACAAUCGGAUUCAUGAGUAUGAUAUGAAGGUGCUGAGGGAGAAGAUUGUGAGCAAGUACUGGAGCACGCCAACCUAUUUGCUUUCGCUGGUUGUCGAAGAGCUGGCGAAACCAAAGGAACUGCGGUCGGAAUGGCUGAUGUGGUCUGGACCUGACGUGAUCAUCCUGAACCCUCAUGUCCCACUCGAGUCGUUUCUCCCUCCUGCCGAUUUCAGCCGAACACAUCUGCUGGGCACACACGAUAGCAAAGGCUUCAACAGCGGCGUCUUCUUCCUCCGAGUCCACGACUGGAGUGUGCAGAUGCUAGUCGAAGUCCUGUACGCAGGGAACUUCCACCCCGAGAUCGAACGCGCGGAGGACAAGACACAAGCAGCCUUCGACGAGGUGCUGCGCUCUGACCGCUUCCGCGGCCAAGUGGUAUACCAGCCGCGAACAUGGUAUAAUGCAUACCAACUGAAUGCAACUCAGUUUGAAGGCCACCGUGGCGAUUUACUAGUCCACUUCCACGACAUCGGCGGCGACAAAUGGACAGCUAUGGCCGAUACUCUCGCACGGACAGCGAAGGCGAAGAAGAAGUGGGCUGUCCCUUUCGAGGAGACGACCUACGAGAGCGAGAUCUCCGAUUAUUGGGAGCGGAUACGCAAGGCGCGUCAGCUCCUGAGCGUGGCGCGGAGCCGGCAGGAAGAUAAUGCUGUUUGGGAAGCCGUGAGGCGACUGUCGUACGCUUUGACCUACGAAGUUGAUGAUAAGGAGAAGAUGCGAGGGGGCAUGAUCGCGGUGCAGAAUGCUCUGCGGCUGCCGGAUAGCGAAAGGCUUGUGGAGUGA
Messenger RNA from Saxophila tyrrhenica, 1167 nucleotides. RefSeq lists its product as uncharacterized. The record is from RefSeq and is a predicted model, not a curated record. Gene Ontology annotation, biological process: protein N-linked glycosylation. Gene Ontology annotation, cellular component: Golgi membrane. NCBI's taxonomy places the organism in Eukaryota, Fungi, Ascomycota, Dothideomycetes, Mycosphaerellales, Extremaceae. The transcript is spliced from 2 exons. Gene Ontology annotation, molecular function: glycosyltransferase activity. Bases 1 to 1167 code for a protein of 388 amino acids.